Ramularia collo-cygni is the source of this 4032-nucleotide messenger RNA. RefSeq lists its product as uncharacterized. Lineage: Eukaryota; Fungi; Ascomycota; Dothideomycetes; Mycosphaerellales; Mycosphaerellaceae. Gene Ontology annotation, molecular function: 3'-5' exonuclease activity; nucleic acid binding. Bases 1 to 4032 code for a protein of 1343 amino acids. The transcript has a single exon. Gene Ontology annotation, biological process: nucleobase-containing compound metabolic process. Gene Ontology annotation, cellular component: cytoplasm; nucleus. The record is from RefSeq and is a predicted model, not a curated record.
AUGCCGCUUCAGAGACGUCCCAAUCACGGCUUCACCGAGGCAGCGACACAUCUUCGCCGAUGUCACCCAUGGACUGCUCAUGACACGAAGACUGCUGCUGCCUUCACGGAGAGCUGUAGUAAUGGGGUCGGCGAUGGAUCUGGAAAUGGAGGCGCAUCUUCAUCUCCAUCCCAGCUGAGACGACCGUCGAUGCGCCCGCUCGACCACCGCUGGGACCGAUCGAGAGGGAUCGUGUUCUCCAGCUACGGUCAGAGGAGAACAUACGCCUCCAAACCGAUUCAACGUUCCGCGCCCACCAGCACGCCAGCCGCGAUUCCUACCAAGAGCUCUAGUCCUUCUAGCGCCGCCAGCGCGGUGGAUUCGGGAUGGAAGGGGGGGCUUAUUCCGACGACGUACUCCGUCAAACAGGGUAAGGACCUGGAGAAGAAGAUUCACGAUCUGAACAAGGAAAUCUUAGGACUCAAUGCGAAGAUCAAGGAACACAAGAUGAAGAUUGAGUUGCAGGAGAACCAGCUGGCAUCGCUCAGGAGCCGGGGAUCAGAUUUGGAGAACAAGUUGAGCAGUGCACGGAGCAAGGCCCAACGUGACCUGGCUGACCUGCAGGCCAAGCAACAAAUGGAGCUGGAGACACUGCGUCCUCGAAUCGCAGAGAAUGCAAUGUAUCGCGACAAUCUUUACCGAGAAGCGCAGGCUCCCCUGCUUGGGGAUAUUCGUCGCCUCAACAGCGACUGGUUGAAGUCUCAGCACGAGGUGGAAGCGUUGAAGACUACCAUGGAAGAUCAGCAGAAACGGCACGAUACAGCACAGCGCGACGCGGCGGCUCGCGCGCGAGAGCUUGGCUUUGCUCUCAACAAAGCUGCCGAAGAGAUUCGGGGCUUCAAAAGUCGAAAAAAGGAAGAUCGCGAAGACUAUACUCGAUACCACAACAUUUUCGCCGAAUUGAGAGACAAGACCUUCCAGGUCCGCGAUGAGCUCUUCUUCACUCGACGGCGCGUGGAGGCGGAAAUAACGUUGUGGCAGAAAUCCAUCCAGAGAUUCAGAACUUCUGAAAGUCUCCGCCUCCUACUCCACAGCUCAAAGUAUGCCGGUACCAAGAACGCCAUCGAGCAGUUUCUAGAAGGACAGGUUUCGGAUGCGGAAAAGACCAUUGAUGGUCUGGGGCAGCUUGAGCGUUUGGUCGUUCGGGACCGCGACAACAUGCACACUGACGCGCAUCACUCUCGCUCCUUGACGCGGCAUCAUCAUUUGGAUGAGCAUCAAAGUGCGUACAACAGUGCGCAACUGGCCCAUCGCCUUGCGGGUGCGGCGCACUUCCACAAGUUGCGCAAAGCUUAUACGGACGACAUUCGCCAUCUGGACUCCCUGAUUGAGGGGGCUUCUCGAAAAAGUGAUGACGCCACGCUCAUUGAGCGGUUGAGCGCCGAGAGGCAGGAGUUGACUGAAAUGUGCACGAAGGUGCGUCGAUUCUUGACAUUCUUUCAAUUCGUGCAGGACUGGCGAGCAUUGGAAGCGCUGGAGGACGAUGAUAUUGUGGAAAAAUCCGUCUGGGUAGACACUAUCAAAGCGAAACGGGCUCUAGACGCUGCGGUGGACCGAUUCCACAGCAUGGUUGAAGACCACCCAGCUAUCGACGCCAAGGAUUGGAAGAAACGGCACCACUACCUCGAAGAUGUGCGAGCCCAACGGAUGGCAUAUGAUCAUUUGGUUGCGCAAGUGCGACAGCGGCAUUUGCUUGCUCACGAUUUGGGCAAAAUGACCACCGAUGAACAGAAACAAGUGGAGGAGACGAUCAAGCGCCAAACCGAGCUUGCCAAGACCGCGGUGGACGGAAGCUUAGCUGGGCUAGGGUUUCAGAAACCUUUCGCCCGGCGAUCAAGGACCAUACAAAAGACAGAUCAAACGACGACUACGACAACUGGUGCCUCUAGCAAACCGCCAGUAACGCUUGAUUCGUUGCGAGCUGGUUUGUCGACUGAAGUGGCCACAAAGAAGCAACGAGUCGCCCACGCGGAGAAGAAACCCACCAUUGUGAAAAAGGGACCUCGGAAGGCUCUGGUUUCUCGGGCUGGCAGGAAGAAGAGAUUUCCUGGACAACGAAGGAUCUCAUUCAACUCCUCUUCUGCGACUGCGAAGCUCGAUAGGGAAUACGCCACGGGCGAUGAGACUGGGGCCAGGGAUGUUGUGAGCGGCAAUGCAGCCUCGGUUAUGAAACCUACGGAACCCAGACAGGCACCGUACAGACAGCCCGCAUACGACACCGAAGUCGAUGCUUCCCGGGUGAAGAGCCGUGCCUCACGCGGCGACAACAUGGGAUUCAGUACGCUCCAAGCAGCGCUCACGGGCAAGAACGCAUCGGAGAGACCGGCGGCAACAUCUUCUUCUGAUGGUGACGACACCGGAACCUCGCCCUCACCACCAGCCGAGGACAAUAGAGUGUUACAAUCUGAUGACGAUGUCUCUAUGAAUGACGAACGCUCAGGUGCAUCUUCAGAGCAAGAGUCCUCUGCCGCGGAUGAAGAACCUGAAGAGUCACAGACGAUAUUGUCUUACCAGAUUCCAGCAAAGGAUUUCCGCGAUGCCGCCAUGGCCUCUCUCAAUUCCAAUGCUGCCUACUGGUCGCACAACCUUUACAAAAACGCCGAGAAUCAGAAGCCAGUUGUCUACUAUUGUCAAAACUACGACGCAGCGGAGGCUCGAGCAAAGCUUUUUCUCGACGAGCGUGUGAUUGGGUUCGAUCUAGAAUGGGAACCCCGUGCCUCGAUAAAGGCGGACUCUCCCGACAUCAAGCGUAAUGUCUCUCUGAUACAGAUCGCAGCAGAAGGCAAGAUUGCUCUUUUCCAGCUUGCUCGGUUCAAACAUGCCAAGACCGCCGAGGAUCAUAUGCCGCCCUCUCUUCGCAAGAUCUUGGAAAGCCCGAGCAUUGUCAAGGCCGGCGUGAACGUCAGCGGCGAUGCAAGAAGGAUGAAGAAAUGCCUCGGCGUGGACAUGGCGGGCGUGUUUGAGCUCAGCCAUUUGUUCCGCGUCGUGAAGCAAUCAGAGAAGGUCAAGGCAAGUUUCAAACUGGUUAGCUUGAAGACUCAAGUGGAUGAGAUUCUCCUUCUGCCGAUGAAGAAAGAUGAGGUCAGAGUCAGUGCAUGGUCGAAGGAGCUCAAUAAUCAACAGACGAGCUAUGCAGCUUCGGAUGCUUACGCAGGGUUUCAACUCUUCCACAAGUUGGWCAAUGAGAGAAAGACUAUGGUUCCGAAGCCGCCGAGACCGCAGUUCUACGAGACGUUUCAGCCGCUCGUGUUGGGGGACGGGACCAUGGUCUUCCGGGCUUCCAGUGGGAAGAGACAAGCUGUUGUCAAGAAGGAUGAUGAUGCGGUGGAAGACGAGGUGGACGAAGAGGAAGAAGGGGAAUUCUUUGAUGCACCUGAAGGCUUGGACACUUACGAGCUUGGUCUGGAGCCUGAGAUUUCGAAUCCACCCAAUCAAGAGCAACUGCGACAGACUGCUGGUGUGAAGCAGGAGAUCUCGUAUCCUUCUCUUCCAUCCCUGGACUCCGGAAGCGUCAGACCCAUGUCGAGUACGCCGACGCAAUCGUGCACCACCACACUUCCCCUCCGCUCCAAGCUUACGCCGAAGACUCAAGCGAUUCCAGAACCCGAACUUACUACUUAUCCAGCCGAUGAAGAUAUCCAAGCAAACCGCUCAGCAACAGCAUUCCGACCUGGGCCCCUCCCAUGUCCUGAAAAUCAAGCCGCUGAGACGUGGAUGAUCACAUACCGUGCCAAACACAGCGGCAUAUCCGUUGGUACUGCCGCUCUUCGAGCGUACCAUCUUUGGCACUUUCAAAGAUUCGAGCUUAAAGAAGUCGCCGGCUUUUGUCGUGAUCCUCCAUUGGCGAUCACGACAGUUGCUAGCUAUAUCAUGCAGGCGCUCAAAGAAGCGGAGUUGCCUUUUGAUGUAGAACGGGUUAAUGGUGUGUUGGCAGUUUUACCGAUAAGCGUGCAUGGUCGGUAUCGUGGGGUCUUGGAAAGAGGAGCGACAUGA